This is a messenger RNA of Aspergillus tanneri, 3291 nucleotides long. Its product is annotated as roadblock/LC7 domain-containing protein. Gene Ontology annotation, cellular component: cytoplasmic dynein complex; cytoplasm. The coding region runs from base 1 to 3291 and encodes 1096 amino acids. Gene Ontology annotation, biological process: microtubule-based movement. The record is from RefSeq and is a predicted model, not a curated record. The transcript has 3 exons. Gene Ontology annotation, molecular function: dynein intermediate chain binding. NCBI's taxonomy places the organism in Eukaryota, Fungi, Ascomycota, Eurotiomycetes, Eurotiales, Aspergillaceae.
AUGUCUGCCGCCUCAACCGGGGAUGUUUCGGAUCCAGGAACACCUGAUAGCCGGGUGAAGAAUGAGACUGUUCCGGAGCUGGUGCAAUUGUUUCAAGCACAGAAUGCAUCCCGGCCUGCAACCCCCCAAAACCCGGGGGCGCGUGAAAUCUUAAAGGCUGGUCAACGGCGCUUACGUCAACUGGCUCAACGCCAGAGGAGGCCAACAGACCCCAAGUCCAAGGCUGAGGAAGCAUCCCGACAGCUGUUGGCACUCCAGCAGGAAGGAUUUCUCCCUCCCCCUAGACCCAGGAGAACAGACCCCAAAAGAAGUAUCGACUCGACAAUAUCACAUUCAUAUUCUACUUCUGACCUGAGUUUCAUGUCCAAUUCACGACAGGAUGUCGAAAGCAUCGGUCAGCCAUGGCUUGUAGACCCGCUGGGGAAACUGAACACCCACGAUAGGAAAGAUAGCCAUGUAACUUCAAUCGAUAUACGAGAUUUGACCUCUUUGGUCGAGUCUUCGGGUCCUCUUUCUCCUACUCAUGAGGGGAGUCCUCCUCCUUACCAACCUUCCCCACAGUCCAACGUUAUUUCAGGUGACAACAAUGAAUUGAAACAGCAUCGUACCAACGCUUCUGAUCUUCACUGCAACCCGUCACAGGCUGGUGACAGACAGGAUAAUGAAACAGAAGCACAUAAAUCCCCUAACCCAUUAUGCCGACGGAAUGAGGACGAUUCCAAGAAAUCUUCUUCGGCACCGCCAGAGGCCACUUCUUCAAGUGAUAUCCACCGGCCCAGCACUGAACAGUCUCAAGAAACCAGAGCGAAAGAGGCCAAUGAUAAUCUCGACAAGUCAGCCCGUAAUUCUGCCAUGUCAAGCACGUCAGCGUCUUCACAGCCCCCUGCGCACACGCUGAAGCUCUUUCCUGAUACCAUGUCUCCUCGGGCCUCGACUAAGGGAACCUGGCGCAUAUCGAAUGGUCGUCCACCAAAUGGGCCUCUUCCGGCAACUCCUGAUACCCGACGGGGUUGUGUAUCGGGCACAUCUAAAUCAAGUUGGGAAUCAAUCAAUGAAGUCCAAAAGCCUUCCGCCGACACUCCAAAUGCACAAGACAAUGUCGGUAACCCAAGUAGCUCAGAUAUCAAACAAUCUAUGCAAUCCACAAAACUCAGUGGUAGCGCCACCGACAAUCCUAUGCACGAAAAUUUCCCACACACUGGCCGUCGUCCUACCUCUCUACCAUUAGGCGCAAUCAAUUCCUUCCCUUUACCGGUACCGAUGCUGCCCCUGCCAUCCUUACCAGAACCAGUUUCUGGAAUUUAUGCCGGCCGGGACCGAAAUACCGUUGUUGGUCAACGAGUAUCUCAGGCUCAUUCCAGUCAACCAGAUCGGCAGCCAUCUGGAGAAAACAGGAUGGUUCACGCCGAAGAGAAUAGAGACUAUUCUACAUCUACCACACCUAUAAUGGAGAGCAAAGGUUCGAUGACAGGCAUACAAAAAGACAGCGCCAAAACAUCUAUGUCUAGCCAAGUAGAGCCCACGCAGCUUGUACGAACCGGGCCCGGCCGAGCGGAAAGAGUGCAUGCAUUAAAGAUGAAAGAUAUGUCUGCUAGUCGACUUAAUCCGAAAGGAGCGGGCAAAUCUAUGCAAGAGGAAAGGGAGCAAUCCCCCAGUUCCUUACGUUUGACCCAAUCGAGGUCAUCGCAACGAACCGGCGGAGGGUCACUCGAUUCUCGGCACAACGAUGCGAGCCCUCCAUCCCCGUCUCUCUCCCCCCCCUCGAAACUACCAGCGAAAUCCCCUGCCAAUGAGUCAAUGAUUGGAAAGAGGACCUGCAGUUCACCUAUCUACUCCAAUGUUGUUUCGGUCGAGACCGAUGAGCGAUUAUCGCUACCUGGAUCAACCCAAAACUCUCGGAUUUAUCGAAGCAGCGGCGCAAAAAGCGCAAGUAUUAUCUGCGAGAAGAUGGCAAAUGAGCAAGACGUACACAAUCAAUCUCAAAAUGUUUUUCCAACUUCAGAUGAUGAAUGCAUUGGGACAACCUCCUACAAAGACUAUCAACCGCGUCCGACAUCAGCUCCGCCUCGAAGGACUAAGCCAGCACCCAGCGCUGUCAACGAACUUGCCUCGUAUCGAGCACGUCAUUCCAAGAAGAAGUUACCAUCUGAAUCUGCCCGUCCCACGACACCCAGAAACCGGAGGAGCCGUGGAAUUGAGAAGUCGUCGCCACAGUCACCGCAUUCUCAGAAUACGUACUACUCUCAAGAUUCACGAGGAAGCCGGCAUCAUGCAUAUACAUUAAACCUCGAAGGGCGCAUUGCACAUCUCGAGCGUCAAAACAAAAUCCUUCAGGCGGCUCUCUUUGCGGCUCUAGAUGUCGGUGUUAAGCAAAACAUGGAGAGUCUACUCGGUGGGCUGAAUACCGCACAGUCUGCUUCUGGUACAGGCAGAUCCUCCUAUUCUUCAACGUCGAAUCUAUCCAGCGUAGACGAGCUCCCACCAAAAAGGAGCAAGCUCAAAAGGCAAUCCCACCGCCGUCAGGGAAGCUGGAUUGCAAGCCCAGAUUCCAGCCAGCGGGACAGCUACGGAUCAGACGAUAGUGCCAACCUUCAAGAAGUGGAAGACAUGAUAGAAGAUUUUGACUUGGACUGGAUGUCAGACAAGUCCACUCCGGAGAGGCGUCUACCGAUGAAUUCUCAGAUCCCUCAGCAUGUCACUGCUCUCCUCUCACAUCUUACGGCACGCCCAGGAGUCCAAUCCACCUUCAUCCUUUCUCGCAAAGAUGGCUCCAUUAUCCAAAGCACUGGACUGCUUGCAUCCAAACCUGCUACAAGCAUAGCUCAGAUCAGUGCAACGACGGAAGAGCCGCCCAGCUCCACUACUCCUACUUCUCCCACAGUUUCGACCUCCCCUUCCACCUCCGCCAGCACCACUCCUGGUCCAACACCCCUAACGCCGUACCAACCCUCUCAAGCGGAAGCUCUGGCGGCCCGCAUUUUCGCCUUUGUAUCUAGCGCAACGGAUCUGAGCCUUACUCUAUCCCGGCCUCCCGGCACAGAAAACAAGCAUACUUCACCCCGGCUGGCCGAGUCGAACGGUAUGCAAGGACUAGGCAUCGGGGCGACUCGGGAGGAGGGGGAGGCAGAGGGGUCAGAGAGAGAGGAUGACGAUGAAGUGAAGCUCUUGCGACUGAGGACUAAGAAACAUGAGAUUGUUGUCGUCCCUGAUAAGAAGUAUUUACUAUGUGUAGUGCACGGUGCAGCUCAUCCGGCUGGCGCACAAGGGAGUGCGGGCAUUCGCUCACGGUGA